UUGAUUGAUUAAAGCCAUGGUUCUCGAUGGACUUGUAUCUUCACCAUUAAGGAGACAACAGUGUCUAAAGAAGCAGUGGGAAGAGUUGGGUACCUGCUCCACCGUUGUUCAGAGGCAUCGAUAUCUCUUGACAGCAUUGGCUCUUUUGACAUUCCUCUGCACUAUUUAUCUCUACUUUGCCGUCACUUUAGGCGCUAGGCACUCCUCCUGCUAUGGCUUGACCGGUAAAGAGAAGGCAAUCUGUCAACUACAACAUGUUCAAGCCAUCUCCAAAGGCAAACUUAAAUUCUUCUAGAGUGUUUAUUUAUUGGUGAAUGCUGAUACCAACCCCAUUUAUUAUUCUUGUAAUAAGUAACAUUCUUUUUUCGUUUUUCUUUUCUUGAUUCUAUAUUGCUAUUUGUGUGUAUCAUUAUUACGUGGUGAAAAAAAAAACAGAUAUUCAUUAUUGAAAGAUAAACCAUUUUGAGUCGAUCAAA
This is a messenger RNA of Camelina sativa (false flax), 476 nucleotides long. RefSeq lists its product as uncharacterized. The record is from RefSeq and is a predicted model, not a curated record. Lineage: Eukaryota; Viridiplantae; Streptophyta; Magnoliopsida; Brassicales; Brassicaceae.